AUGGCGAUCCUGGUGAGGACCGCGUGUUGGGCCCCGCGACCGUUGCUGCCGGUGCUCCAGACUUGGGACCUCGACCCCCGGCGCUGGGUCCGGGCGCUGCGGCGGAGCCCCGUGAAAGUGUUUCCGUCGGGACAGGUGGUGGACCGGAAGCCCGGCCAGGGGAAGCAGCCCCGGAAGGCGGCGGCUGAGGCCAGCCCCCACGCGCAGCCACUGAAGCAGCCCUCUCCGGCGCCCCAAUCCCAGACGCCCAGUACUUGGGAACAGUCUGGGCUUCGCUACGAUAAGGCUUUACCCGGGGACAAAAGGCUGAGCAGUGUAAUGACAAUAGUUAAAUCCAGGCCAUUUCGGGAAAAGCAAGGGAAGAUUCUGCUGGAAGGUCGUAGGCUGAUCGCAGACGCUCUCAAGGCUGGUGCUGUGCCUAAAGUUUUCUUCUUUAGCCGGGUGGAAUACCUAAAGGAGCUUCCCGUUGAUAAGCUGAAAGGUGUCAGCCUCAUUAAGGUGAAAUUUGAGGAUAUCAAGGAAUGGUCCGACCUAGUAACACCACAAGGAAUAAUGGGGAUUUUUGCCAAACCUGAUCAUGUUAAGAUGACAUUCCCAGAGACUCAGCUUCGCCACUCACUGCCCUUAUUAUUGAUUUGUGACAAUCUCCGUGAUCCUGGGAACCUGGGGACGAUUCUGAGAUCUGCUGCUGGGGCAGGCUGCAGCAAAGUAUUACUCCUCAAAGGCUGUGUGGAUGCCUGGGAGCCCAAAGUGUUGCGGGCAGGUAUGGGUGCACAUUUCCAGGUGCCCAUCAUCAACAAUCUGGACUGGGAAACAGUGCCCAACUACUUGCCCAAUGAUACCCGGGUCUAUGUGGCAGACAACUGUGGCCUUUAUGCCCAGGCCCAGAUAUCUAGUAAAGCCAUUGACCAUGGUUGGGUAUGUGAUCGACAACUCUCGAAGUUUCACAAGUAUGAGGAAGAGGAGGAGGAAGAUCUAGAAACUGGAGCCAGUGAAGGCUGGCUCCCUGAACUUGAGGUCCAGAGUUACGAUUUGGAUUGGACAGAGGCGCCAGCAGCUGUGGUCAUAGGUGGGGAGACCCAUGGCGUGAGCCUGGAGUCACUGCAGUUGGCUGAGAGCACAGGGGGCAAGAGGCUGCUGAUCCCUGUAGUGCCGGGUGUGGACAGCCUCAACUCGGCCAUGGCUGCCAGCAUCCUACUCUUUGAAGGGAGAAGACAGCUGCGCUUAAGGGUGGAACACUUGAGCAGAGACAGGCGUGACCGCUGAGAGGGGACAUGGAAGUUAUCCUUGGUUGAGGUUGUCUCCAGCUCCUCCUACACUGUUAGACUGGCAGAGCUGGUAAAUGUUGGUCCCAGCAGGUAGGCAUGAUGCUGUUGGUUAUUGGAAAAAUAAGAAUUUCCUUGCACUUUUGCUUAUUACCAAAAAUAACAAAGGUCAAAAUUCUUCCCGAGAUCUCCCAUCGCCCCUGGUAUUUUAUGCAUAUGUGAAGGCUACAGGUGCUGGCAUUCCGUAGCCAGCAGUCCUGUUCUUUCCCUUGACUGCCAGUCUCUGCAGUCGUCUGUGUGGCCCCCACUUUAACAGCCAUCGUGUAUCUAUAACACGAUCUCCCCUGGUUCUGGUGAAAUAGUUUGUUGAGUUGUAUUUACACCUUCUUAGCACCUCUGCAGAUUAUCUUUUU
Molossus molossus (Pallas's mastiff bat) is the source of this 1678-nucleotide messenger RNA. RefSeq names its product mitochondrial rRNA methyltransferase 3 (gene MRM3). The coding region runs from base 1 to 1266 and encodes 421 amino acids. Gene Ontology annotation, biological process: RNA processing. Gene Ontology annotation, molecular function: RNA binding; RNA methyltransferase activity. Lineage: Eukaryota; Metazoa; Chordata; Mammalia; Chiroptera; Molossidae. The transcript is spliced from 4 exons. The record is from RefSeq and is a predicted model, not a curated record.